Molecule: messenger RNA, 2473 nt
Organism: Silurus meridionalis
Lineage: Eukaryota; Metazoa; Chordata; Actinopteri; Siluriformes; Siluridae
Gene: kctd12.2
Product: potassium channel tetramerisation domain containing 12.2
Exons: 1
Coding region: 168-1016 (282 amino acids)
Biological process (GO): protein homooligomerization; regulation of G protein-coupled receptor signaling pathway
Cellular component (GO): presynaptic membrane; postsynaptic membrane
Molecular function (GO): protein binding
Source: RefSeq, a predicted model, not a curated record
UGCUUCCUCCUCCCACCCAAGUCCUUCAUAAACAAACCCGAAAAGAUCUGCUCUCUCAUUAUUUUUUCUUUCUUUCUCACAGUGAACCUCGGGAGAAAAAAAAAAACCAUAAAGCCUGGUGUUCAGGUCGGGGGGUGUUUAUUCUGGAGCCAGAUGUUGUAGCAGAAAUGGCUCAGGCAACCGAGAGGAGAUUGGAGACCACCGCGUCGGCGUCUUUCCCCGAAGUAAUCGAGCUGAAUGUCGGCGGGCAGAUUUACGUGACGCGCCACGCAACUUUGCUCUCCGUGCCGAACUCUUUAUUCUGGAGCAUGUUUCAAGAGCACAGCCCGUCCCAGCUGACCCGGGACAGCAAAGGGCGCUACUUUAUAGACCGGGACGGAUUUCUGUUCCGCUACAUCCUGGAUUACCUGCGCGACAAGAACCUGGCGCUGCCCGACUACUUCAAGGAGCGAGCGAGCUUGCAGAAGGAGGCAGAGUUUUUCCAGCUGCCCGACUUGGCACGCCGGCUCCGACCUCCCCAGGUCAGCAAGGAGAACUCGAUCGGGGACGAGGCGUUCCACAGCGACCCGGAGGAAGCAGCGGGGUCGUGCGCUCUCGCUGGUGCCAGUGCCGGCGGCGCCACCGGGCCGCGUUCGCCCUCCCUGGAGGUGGCGCGCAAGGCCGGGUACAUCACCAUCGGCUACCGCGGUUCGUACACCAUCGGACGCGACAUCCAGAAUGACGCCAAGUUCCGCCGCGUCGCCCGGAUUACCGUGUGCGGCAAAACCUCCCUGGCUAAAGAGGUGUUCGGUGACACGCUGAACGAGAGCAGAGACCCGGACAGACCUCCGGAGAGGUACACGUCCCGCUACUACCUCAAGUACAACUUCCUGGAGCAGGCGUUCGACCGGCUGGCCGAGUUGGGCUUCCACAUGGUGGCGUGUAGCUCCACUGGCACGUGUGCGUACGCCAGCAACGACCCCAGUGAGGACAAAAUCUGGACCAGUUACACCGAGUAUGUUUUUUGCAGAGAGUGAGAAAAGUUGUGGUCCUGCUUCUUCCUGUUUUUUUUUUUUAUUUGUUUGUGCCACGGUGGAAACGUUUCUAGCACAGAGAUAUGUGGGUACUCUCUGAAAAAGGGGGACCAAACUGUAUUAUUUUCUAUGGCACUGGAGUGGCUCCAUUAGUGGACCAUUACAUGUGUACCUUUUACCUGAAGAAGUGGUUGUGAGCAUUGAGAGUAAAUCUUUUUUAAAGCAUUAUCAUACAUCACAAGGUACAUUAAAAGUAGCCUUGAUUCACACCAGUGUCAGACAUCUGUACAGUUUGGUGUCUUCAUUUCAGAGAGUGCCUUCACAAAAACGAGGGUUAUAUUGCUUGUCAUUGGGGUUGUAUAACCACAAAUGUGUAUGACUUGUACUUGUAGCAUGUUUCACCCACCUAAGGAAUUUGAGUACGCCAUAAAUUAUUGUCAUAAAUUCAAUCACAGCUUCAGUUCGGAGCCAAUUAAGACACACCUGAUGUAACAUACUGACUUCCUUCCUGGGUCAGUAGUGUGUCAGAAGUAGGGCAAAUGAGGUCCAUUGAGAUAUGAUACCCUGAAAAAAAAAACAGGCCCUAAAAAAUUAUUUAGUGUGUUAAAUUGGCAAAUAUUUGUCUCCAUUUUAUUGUAUGAAUGAUGCAUACUACUGGUACUAGUGAUGUACUGAUGAUGAUACUACACAAUUAUGAAGCAUCAAUACAGUUUAGUACCUUCGAUUUUCUUUUUCUUUUUUUUUGUAUGGUCCAGAACCUGUUUUUUCCCCAGAGUGGGCCUAGACGUUAUAAUAUCAGUGCGCACAGAUUAGCAUAAAUACAUAGCGUGUUUGUGAGAAGUUUAAUGAUUAGCAAGAUUUGUUCUUGUUUAUUAAGGUUAAACACUUAACGUUUGUUAAGAACAGCUUAGCAGUUAAGCACAGUCAAACUUACCCGUGUACUCAUAGCACACGCACACAGGCGUGUCAAGGCAUGUGCAAGGGAGGUAAUGUUACCUGUUUGAGGAAAAAAAAAAGUCAGUGAAACAUAGAAAUCUGAUAUGGAGGACAUGGAGAACAGUGCUCCUCUUUAAACCCACUGCCAUUUCAUCUAAACAUCCCACUGACUGCGUUCCCGGUCGUUGUCCUUUUCUAAUCUCUCCCACUGGAUAUAUAGUUUUUUCCAAGUGCCGGUUGUUACUGUCUCAUGGUGUUUUUUCAAUAACCAGAGCUUCAGUUUCCUGUGUGAUGUAACCAGUUUUUUAGCUCACAUGUAAUCAGAUGUUUCCAGUUUGCGCUAUCAGAUAGCAAAAGGACCCUAUGGCUAUUUGUGUACUAAAAAAAAUCUUACACUCCGGAUUUACAACCGAACCUUUCCCCUCUGAAAUAACCGAUGUGAUUUGUUUCCUUCGCAAUUGUAUAUUUUGAAAUUCCUCACGGUUUUCAUGUAUGAGUGAAACAAUAAACAGAAUCUAAAAAGA